CGGGAUUAGGCCGAUCGAGAGACCGGUCGCGCUGCUCACGCGCGAGCUUGAGGCGGCAGUUGAAGGUCGCGAGUGCAGCGCCCACAGCCCAGGAGACAGCACGCGCUGUCGCUAGCCGAGCGAGCACCAAUCAAGAGAGCUUAGGUCAAAAAGCUUCUCCCACCGGCUGCGAUGCCGCCCAAAAAGAAGAGCAAAACGAGCACGCCGGCGACGCUCCCCUGCUUCGCCACCGCACGCUUGACGAUCAUCGGCGCGAACCCCGUCCAGCGCAAGAUCUGGGCGAAAUGCGGCGGCCCGACGUUUUUGAAGCCGAGCCAAGUAAACCAGCUCACGAAUGACCGCGACUACGUCGUCGUCGCGGCGGCCGUCGACGCCUCAAUCAUCCAAACAAAAAAGGGCGCCGCGCUCGUCGUCACGGACCGCUGGCUCACGGCGUCGAUCGAGCGCAACGCGCUGCAGGACGCGGCCGCGCACGCGUGGCCCCCUCCACAAGAAUCGACGGAGGUUACACUGAUGCCGCCGCCGGGCUUUGAAAGGCCCGUGCGCUGCGUUGCGUACGACUGCGACGCUGAGUGGGUCGCGGCCGUCCGCGGUUUAGUCAGGGACCACCGGCCCCACGUCGUGUUACUACGUGGCGCGUCGGGCGCCGACGCGUUGGGCGACGGCUGGCGCGUCGCGGCCUCCUCCACAUCAACUGCGAUCCUCGCGCGGUGCGAGGGAACGAGUCUGGACGCGCCUGAGCAUGCUUGCGCGUGGCGGUCGAGAGCGGGCGACGUCUUCGCCGUCGGCGACGAUUUACGGAAUUGGGCUUCUGAUCGGCCCCGCGACGAUAUUUUGACGGUGUUCACCUCUCAAAACCUCGAGGCCGCGGGUUUGAGAGAUGCCUACGCCUUAUUAAGGCCGGGCCGGGCCGUGCCAGCAACGGCACCCACUGAAGCGUCCUGCGACUCGCUGCGCUACGGCGACGCCUUCGCUCAAAAAUACGGCGACUCGAAUCCACUAAGGAGGCCCGCUCCCCAAGAAACGAUCCCGGGCCGCGCCGAGCUCUGGACGUCGUUUUACGGCGGCGGCGUCCACCGGUUGUUGGACUGCUGCGCCGCGUCGCCCGACAAUUGCCAGAGGUGGGGCCGCGUUCUAGCAUUAGACGCGAAAAGGCGGACGGCCCUCCGCCCGGGACCCGCUGAAGAUGACGUACCACGCGCCUCAUCUGUUAUUGUGUUUGAGGGCGACCAUGACAAUGAAGCGAAGAAGGAGGCCGGUAGAAGGACGUCCGCGCGGCGAGGCUGCAUCCAGGCCUUUCCCAGCGAAGCCCUCAAGGAGCGCUCGCCUUUGCCCGUCACGAGACGGGUUUGUGCUGCUCUGUCCAAGGUCUUUAAGUUGGAGGCGGCGCGCUUAGGUGGUGAUCGGAAGACGCGCAGGCCGGGCGAAGCCCACGGCACCUGCAACACGCAAGUAUUGAUGUUCGAGCGGGCCCACGCCAUGGUGUUGAGCUGGCCGUAUCAACUGCGGACGGACGAGGACGUCUACGAGAAACUAGUGGGAGAGCGGCCCUACAUGUCUGUGGAUGGGAGACCGGCGCGCACCGUCGCGCGAGCCCUUAAUGGAGAGCUCGACACCUGGGAGGCCUGCGCCGAGUCGUUGCGAGAAUCAUCGUUAAAUGACCCCUUCGAGACUGAUGCAUUGAUCGCUUCCGCAAAGAUGGCCAAGGUGUUUGGCAUUUCCGUGGGAGACGGUGUGGUUGAUGCUGAGGAGAAGGAGGGUAAACUCCGAGGAGCGUACGAGGUCGUGCAAUACCUGAGAAAGGCGGGAUAUGGACAAAGACCGUCGGUGGAUGACGCCGUGGAUGCCAUGAGAGGGGAUGAGAAAUUCCGCGCGAAGCUCACGCAGUUCGCGAAGCACGGUCUAGAUCGGCACGCCGAGUUCUUCGACGCGCCGUUGUCGGAAGCUGAGGUCUUGGAAGGUCACUCGCUCAUCAUGCGGGGGCUGCGGGGCGCGGAUUCUCUCUGGAGGCGCUGCGUUCCCGAUUAUGAUCACACGCAGUGGGUUGUGGUCCGGGUCGGUGGCGCUCGUCGAAGACUAGCGGGUGACUGCGGCCACGACAUGGACUUUUUGGUCACGCACCCGCAGAUUUGUUCGUACGCUCGGUUGAAGCCGGUGCUCGAUGCCAUCUUGGUGGGACUGAACGCGGAGCGUUCUUCGGUAGAUUACGGCAGCGGCCAGCAGGACCUCCCCAUCACGAAUUACGGCGAGCACGUCGGGUCUGUCUUAGCGCAAAACACUCCUGAAGAGUUAUACAACGUGCCGGUGAUCCAACAAAUUCGACGGGAGAUCACGGGCACGGGAAGCGGUUGGCAGCACUGGGACCACCUCGCUCGCCAUUUUGGGGUAUUUCAUACGAAGGCCGGCAAAAGAAGGAGGCGCAUCGACAUCGUCGUGUCGUCGCACCUCGAGUGGCCGUUCGCUCUUCUGUCCUGGACGGGGGGCAAGGUCUACAAUCGUCUGUUGAGAGACUACGCGAACAAGAUCGGCUGCUCGCUCUCGGCGCACUGCCUCAUGACCGUGCCCGCCGACGCGUCGUCUCCCCGAUUGGUCCCUCAGGAGACGCACCCCGGGACGCCCGUGCCGCGGACCGAGGAGGACGUGCUGCGGCUGCUCGGCGUGCCGUGGCUGCCGCCUCAUUUACGGGACGUGUGA
Molecule: messenger RNA, 2694 nt
Organism: Pelagomonas calceolata
Lineage: Eukaryota; Pelagophyceae; Pelagomonadales; Pelagomonadaceae
Source: the annotation of a GenBank genome assembly